AUGUCCAUCUCGAGUCAAGCAUCAGAGUCACCGCUAUCGCGGCCAUUGUCGUCAUCAGAGAUACCAUCAGAUACCUCAUUACUUCUAGACCUCCCUCCUGAGCUCAUCGAUAACAUUCUUUCUCAUCUCUCACCCUACGAUCUGUCUGCUAUAUCUGCUACCUGCCGAGAUCUGCGCAAGCAUGCCCUCUCUGACAUCCUCUGGCAGCCUCUUGUCCAAGAGAAUGUUCCCGGCAUGACUCUCACCAGUCCUCAUCCUUGCAGCAGCUAUCAUGACCUCUACGCCUCGCAUGAUCGACUCUGGUUUCUUCCCCGGCAGAAGAUCUGGUUUUGCGAUCGAGAUCUUACCGGCAGACUCAUGCUUGUCCGUUACGACCCACGUCGAGGCUGCAUAGAGGGCUACCAGCUUCUUGCAAGCAGAGGUCGACCGCUGCAUCAGAGCUGGCUUGGCCAAGGCGAUGUCUUGAUCCAAGAGUUUGAUCCAAAAGUGAAACUCCAUCUCGACAAGCCUAUUCUGCAGUUCCGGGUUGGAGAAGAAGCCCCCGUUGAUUUCACAACGCGACCUGGUGCUAAUCGAUUUGCCGACGAGAUGCCUGUCACGCUUGAUGACCGAAUCGAUGCUCUGUUCAGCAACUUUAUGCUUACAUGUGAGCUCGACCAAGAAGAGGCCCAAGACAACCUCAAAAGCUCAUUCCCGUACGGAAACAUAUGGCCACCACCUUCUGUACCUUCAGACCAUCAUGUCUCGGGCGGCAGCACGCAGAUCACAGAGGAGGGAAUCUUUGUCAACACGCCAGCGACUCGGCCCCGACGACGCAGGGAUGUUUCGGAGAGGUUCUUCCGAGUUCGUCAGUGGAUGGAAAUGGCGGGCGGUUUAGCUCGUAUUGGUAUGGCUGCCGGUAUGACUGGGAUAUUUAACAUGCUAAGAUUGUCUCGUCCCGCAGCGGCCGGUGGUCUUCCUGGCGUCCACGUCGGCGAGGAACUCAUCACCUACUCAACCCUCGAUCCAAAGUUAUACACGCCAACGCCGUUGAAGCCUUGGAGAGGCAUCUGGGUUGGUGAUUACAGUACCCACGGGUGCGAAUUCCUGCUUGUUCACCAGCCCGACGACGAGAUGCCGGCAACGGACGAGGAACUCGGGCUCAUACGCGGAGAGACGGAAACCGAAGGGGCUUGGGUAACGAGACGGGAUGAAGGGCGCACGUAUCAGGGACGGCUUGAGGCUAUUAAGCUAACGGGUGACCCCAAUGUUCCGCGAGGAGAGAUCACUUUUCUGGCCAAAGAUUUGAACGACCUUGUUACUGGGCCUCCGGCAGACCCUCGCUUCCAAGGCAUGAAGACGGUUCAUAGCCAAGGUCAUAUUGCAGAUACAGGAUUUAUAUCAGACAGGUUUGUUAAAAGCCACCUUAUCCUUGUUAGUCAUGAUCGCAUAGCUCAGCACUGGGUUGAAUUUGGCCAUGUGAGCUAUUUCCAGAGGGUUAAUAUCGAUGAGUUCCUUAAGGUGUGA
Fusarium pseudograminearum CS3096 is the source of this 1506-nucleotide messenger RNA. RefSeq lists its product as uncharacterized. Gene Ontology annotation, molecular function: protein binding. The record is from RefSeq and is a predicted model, not a curated record. The transcript has 2 exons. Lineage: Eukaryota; Fungi; Ascomycota; Sordariomycetes; Hypocreales; Nectriaceae. Bases 1 to 1506 code for a protein of 501 amino acids.